This is a messenger RNA of Planococcus citri (citrus mealybug), 1154 nucleotides long. RefSeq lists its product as uncharacterized. NCBI's taxonomy places the organism in Eukaryota, Metazoa, Arthropoda, Insecta, Hemiptera, Pseudococcidae. The record is from RefSeq and is a predicted model, not a curated record. The transcript has 5 exons. Bases 131 to 970 code for a protein of 279 amino acids.
CCUAUCUAGCUGUGUAUGGGUAUGUAGUUAAAAACUCGAUGCAAAGUAAAGGGAAAUCAGUUACAUCGGAUUGCACCUGACUGAUACAUACCUACCUAUCUACAUACGAUACAUACAGUGCAAAAGAAAAAUGUCACAUUACUUAUCGUUUUUAGUCUUUUUAAAUUUGGUUGUAAUAUUAUGCCAAGCAAGUUCAAUUUUAACACCACAACAGCAUGCAGAAGAACUUCAUGGCGAUCUGUUUUGCGAUCGAGACAGCAAAACUCUGAAAAAAAUAUGCGUGAACGCGGCGAAAAAUGAAAAGAUAAAAGGCUAUAAUUCGAAAUCAUUGGAUAAUCUAACCUGCAAAACAGGAGAUGAAGGAAAAGUGCUGUUGUAUCCUGACGACGAUGAUGAUGAAGAAGGUCCGCAAUUCGUGCAGGAUGCGUUACUCGAAUGCAUAUUUAAAUUGCCCGGAGAUAACAUCAUACCAGGGCCUUACGAAGUAAACAGGACUUUUGGAAGAGGACAUAACAGAUUUGAUGCAUUUAGAUAUGAAAAGAGGAAUGGAAAUUACGAAGCCACCGGCUUAUACAGAAAUUUGUUGAAGGGGGCGAUACCCAACGAUGACGAGUUUUGCGAUCGAAGCAGCGAAACUCUGAAAGCAAUAUGCGUUCAAGCGGCAAAAAAUGAAAAAAUCAAAGGGUAUGACACGAAACCAUUGAAAAAUCUUUCUUGCAAAAAAGGCAAUAAUGCGAAAGUGCUACUGGACCCUGGCAAUGGAGAAGCUUGGGAAUUGGUGCAGGAUGCAUUACUUGAAUGCAUAUUCAAGAUGCCAGCAGACCAGUUCAUACCACAACCAUACACUGUUGAUCGAAUUUUUGGAAGAGGACGAAAUAAAUAUGAUGCAUUUCGAUAUGAAUGGAGUCAAGAGAAAAGUAAUUAUGUAGCCACCGGAUUGUACAAAAAUUUGUUAAAAGGAUUGGUUUGAAGAUUACAAAUCAGAGUACCUAUACCUAUACCUAUACCCAAAUGAGUAUACCCCUGUAUGGAUUACGGGUACGUAAAUACAUGAAUUUUCAUGGAUCAUUUUACCUAUCGUGCUAUAGUUUCUUUGAAAUAAAUUAGGUACUCUUGUUUUUGUUUUAUGUACCAGUAAGUACCUACCUAAAUAA